UGUUCAGAUUUAGUUUUAACAUAAGACUGUAAGAUAUUCCUCUUGUGCAUUGACUGUUUUUGAGAAUGACAGAGGAAAUAACAGUAUUUAUGUACAAUGUGAUCUCCAAGUGAUGGUCCACAAUCAAGAAAUUCUUCAGAGAUUGAUUUAAUUUGUCUGCCAUAUGGACAUCGGUGCUGGAAGGAUGACAGACAGGUCUAAGGAAGUGAUGUUGGAGUCUUCAGUUAAUAAGAAUAAUAAAUGCAUCCCGAGAUCUCUGACACAAUUGUGCAAACAGCUAGAGGACAGAAUCAUGCAGAUAUCACAGCAUUACUCCAUCUGUGAUGAAGACAGACACUCUCUGACUGCAGUGUUGUCCUCUGAGCUGGCUCUGAAUUGGCAGGACCUGAAAAGCCGUCCCGUGGACUCCACACUGAGUCGGGAUGAGAGAGUGCAGCUGCAUCGCCAGACCUUCAGCGAGGUGCUGCACAUCUGCGAGCAGCUGUUUCUGCGUUACCUUCACCUGGCAGAGACUCUGCGGAGGAGAGGGGUCUUCAGCGAUUGUGCCAACCGCAGGAGGCUGGCAGCUCAGUUGGCUGUGGACUGCACCAGCCUCUUGAAUAUUCGUUCAAUUCGAUGCCGGAUUGUCACAGGAAUCAAGGCUAUGCGCAGUACUGUGAUACAGCAGAAAGCUUUACACACAGAGAUGUGCACACAGGAAAAAACUGUGGAGGAUGACCUCAGGGAGGUGUGUUAUGUUGUAAAGAUUGAAAUGAUUCAGGACAAAAUCGGGGAGCUGGAUCUCCAACGUGUGUAUGACCUUCUGCCCUGCAACAUGGAGCAAAUCUCAAAUAAGACCGACAAACAGUGUUCCACAGCAAGUAUCUGCAGUAUACUAAAACAAGAGCAAGAUCAGAGUCCCAAUCAAAACCGGUCGGUCAGAUUGAAGGGAUGUCAUUCCAUGCCAAACUUGCGGAGGGAGAGUCUUCUAGAGGAGCUGGACAUCAAGCUGCUUCGUCGGCCUUCAUCUCCAUUGCUCCUGCUGUCUACAGAUUCUCCCUCCAGCUUGGAGAAACACAUGAGUCCUGGAGAGGAUCUGAAGAGAUUAUUACAGGAGAGCGAUAAUGAAGAUGACAGUAACUGUGAGGCAGAUCUGUUCCCGCUUAUAGAAGCUUUGACCUUCUUUAACUCUAGCAGACUCCAAAAGCUCAAAAAAAGACUCCUGAAAAUGAAAGAGGAAGUGAAGGAAAAAAAAAAGCGCAAAGCUGUGGAAAAACCUUUGCAUGCACAAGGAGACGUGAUCAGUGUGGCGUUUACUCCUCAAACCAUCAUGCGCACAGCUGCGGUCAGAGUGCCUGAUUGGGUUUUUCCAGAGACCCUCAAACUCAGAAUGUGUCCACCAGUCUACAAUGAACUCACUGAAGAGAUUGAUUCUGCAUCGGUUCUUCAGAUGGAUCAGAACUUGGUUGAGCAGAAACUGGAGAUGAGCAAAGUCUAUGAGGAAUUAUUUAGGAAUAUUUCAACAAAGUAUUUCAACUUUGAAGAGGAUCCCAGCAUUGAGCCUUCCUUGACAAAUCCCACAUGUCUCAUUUCAAAAAGAACAAUUUAUGACAAACUAAUAAACCAGUCACUCAGGAGGCCCAAUCCAUACAACAUAUCCCACAGAGAGAGAAUGGAGAGGAAUGUAAACAAAAAGAGGCCUGAAGAUGUGACCACACGAGCGUACAGAGCCUGGUUCCAAUGGUGGAAGUGUCAACUAUCACUGGAUGAUUAUCUGGACUAUAUUUCCACUCAGGACUCUGAUUAUCUGUCAGUGCUGUUUCACCUGUAUGACAGUGAUGAUGGUGAUGAUGAAGAGGCAGAGAGACACAAGUUGGAUCAGCAGCAGAAAGAGGAGAGGAGAAGAAAGCAGCAGGAAAGGUUCGAUUCACUUAGGAGACGCAAACAGGAGUUUGUUCCUGGAUUCUGGAACAUCAACACUAUAGAAAUGGGGGGACUAGGGAGAGAACCAAAAGUGGAUGAGAGAAAGUUUGAAGAGGAUGUGGACGGUGAAGGUCCAGCUUCUGCUCUGCAGGAUACUGAACAGUUGCAGCUCAGGCUGGAAAAGGUCUGGAAUGCCCUGCAUCUGCCAGAAGGACAGCGACUAGACAUGGCCAUCAAAUACAGCUCAUAUGAGCACAGGGACCAUCUGCAGGAGGCUAUUUCUGCAUGGGAGCAGGCCACCUGUUUGAUCCACAAGAGGGAGCUCUUGCUUUCCAGGUUGGAGGAUUUUGAGAGGGAGGCCUCUGAUCCCAACAGAUUUUUCCAGCCAGGUUAUCCUGGCUCAUCCAUGGCUAGAAUGGAGGAGGCGACUCAAAGGGAGAAGCUCACCUCUCAAAUUUCAGUUGUAGAUGAGCAACUGUUAAAGAUUAUAGGCCAAAUCACAACCCGUUUUCAUGACAACAUCAGCUAUAAGGGUCGUCCAUACAGGGAGAAGAUGCGCUGGGACCGGACUGAGAUGUUGUACUGGCUGCAGCAGGAGAGGCGGGUUCAGUCGCUGGAGAUGUUUCUAGAAGGACAGACAGCUCUACCUGUAAGGCUUCCUCCUCUCAGUCAAAGUCAGGAGCUUUACUCGGGCAAACAUCAAAACCUACUGGAGCAACCUACAUCAGACUGUGAGAGAAGUGGGAGAUUAUUGCAACACUGUGAACUCUAAUGACAAAUAUAACAACUUAGUACCAAUUCUAGCAAAUAAAGCAGUUUUUAUUGAA
This is a messenger RNA of Danio aesculapii, 2729 nucleotides long. RefSeq names its product coiled-coil domain containing 87 (gene ccdc87). The record is from RefSeq and is a predicted model, not a curated record. The transcript is spliced from 19 exons. Bases 164 to 2674 code for a protein of 836 amino acids. NCBI's taxonomy places the organism in Eukaryota, Metazoa, Chordata, Actinopteri, Cypriniformes, Danionidae.